Liolophura sinensis is the source of this 3155-nucleotide messenger RNA. RefSeq names its product zinc finger C2HC domain-containing protein 1B-like. The transcript is spliced from 9 exons. Lineage: Eukaryota; Metazoa; Mollusca; Polyplacophora; Chitonida; Chitonidae. The coding region runs from base 3 to 1160 and encodes 385 amino acids. The record is from RefSeq and is a predicted model, not a curated record.
CGAUGGCAGACUUCGAUGAGUAUGCGGGGUCAGAAGGAACAGAUUUCAGGACACCCUGUCCUUUCUGUGGCAGGAAGUUCAUACCCGAAUCUCUGGAAAGACACAAAGGGCCAUGUCAGAAAUCUACGGCCAAGAAGAGAAAGGUGUUUGAUUCAUCCAAACAGAGGACGAUCGAGGGGGAACUGAAUCUAAAACAACUCAAACAGUCUCAGAAAAAGGAAGUUCCUGUGAAAAAGAAUAACUGGAGAGCUAAACAUCAGGACUUCAUCAACUCUAUCCGAGCCGCUAAGAAUGCCCAGGUGGCUGUGGCUUCAGGGGGACCAUUACCUCCCCCUCCCCCACCCUCCAUAAACCCAGACUAUGUCCAGUGUCCUCACUGCAGCCGGCGGUUCAAUGAGACAGCUGCGGAGCGACACAUCCCCUUCUGUAAGGAGCAGCAGAAAAGGCUGGGGAACAAGCCCUCCCCUAACCCUAACGCUAAGGCUAAACAGAAUGCCAGACUCCAGUAUCAAGCGCCUCGCCCCAAGAGCAAACACACCUCAGCGGCUGCAGACCCCGGAGCAGCUCCAUCAGGGAUAAGAGCUCCGGGCUACAGGUCUACAGGUACUGUAUCAUCGCGAGCAGGGAGGAUGGGUGGCAGUGCCAGCAGUGACAGUGACUAUAGGCAGUCUCCUGGCACCAGCAGAAACAGUAAUCAGAGUGUAUAUGGUAGCAGUGAUGAUGUUGACAACUAUGGACGCAUCCCGGCUCCUGGAUCUGCAUCUGGUCGCGCAUUGAGGACGGGGCGCGAUGCUCGAGCUUAUGAGGAGGCAAGGAAGGAUGCCAAAAUGAGGCGCCCACCAGGCGGAACAAUGAACAAGUAUGGGGGAGGUCAGAAUAGCCCAGGCUCUAACAAACCAGGGGCAUUACGGGGUCCACAGCGAGGCUACAGCCAGACGAGCGUGGGGUCAAGGUCACAGUCUAACUCCAGUAAUGCUUACAGUUCUCCUGAACAGAACUAUGGCAGUAGCGAGAGUAAUGGUUACUAUGGUGGGGGAUCCUCUGCCGGACGUCAGGGGAGCGCAGGGGCACGGUUUUGUCACGAGUGUGGAACCAAGUACCCAGUCUACACUGCUAAGUUCUGUUGUGAGUGUGGGGUACGCCGAAUGACCAUCUCAUAAUGACCUUAAGGGGUCAGAGGUCAUGCUUUUAAUAAUGACCUUAAUGGUUCAGGGGUCAAGUUAUAACGAUGACCUUGAGGUGUCAGAGGCCAUACUUGUAAUGAUGACCUUGAGGGGUCAAGGGUUAAGUGUAUAAUGACAUUGAUGUGUCAGACAUGUCAGAGCUCAUGCUUGAAAUAAUGACCUUGAAGGGUGAGGAGUCAAGUGUAUAAUAAUGACCUUGAAGUGUCAGAAAUCACGCUGAUUAUAUUGACCCUAAGGGGUCAGGAGUAUGUCUUAUAUGUUAUGAUGACCCUGUGGUUUUAGUUCAGGUCCUCUAAAACAUAUCCUACCUUUACAAGCCUGUGUAACUUUUCUCAGAAAUGACAUCAGUGUAACAUUAUAACUGAUAGAAUGUUAUUUAUUACUAUAGAUUAAAAAAAUAUAUUUAUAAGAAAUUAAUUUUGCUAAUCACACCAAAAAAUGCUAGCAACUGUAAUUUGAAAUCGAAAUUGCAAGAAACUGUGGUCCGUUCCACUGUUUUCCUUGUGGUAAAAUUCUCUGUACAUACAAGUUUAACAAACGAGGUGGACAAAGUUGUGAAAAGAUGUUGGCCGUUGGUAUUUUGCAUAAAUGUGACAUAAUCUGAAAGUAUUAUCUGUUAUACAUGUAGAUAUCAGGUGCAGUUAAAUGUACAGCCAGCCCACAAAUUUUCCCUUUCAGAAUCAGAUUAUUUUCAACUGUUGAUAUAAAAAGUGUCCCUCAGUUUGCCAGGUGUUGUAGAACUACAUGACCUUCGCCAAUAUUGGUCUUGCAACAUGUGCUAAAUGUUGCUGUGUUUGGGUUUAAUACUUUAAAUUAUGUAUAAUGCUGUAAACUGUCUUGUACAUGGCAUGUAAGAAAAAUGAAUAAGUUAUAUAAUGGAUUCCAGAUAUGUAAAGAUUUGAACAGUGGAGCACAAAGAAUUAUGAAUUUCUGAAGUCUUUCAAAGAUUUGUCAUACUGUUUGCAGAUCGUUAUAAAGUUGACUAGGUCUAUUUAUUGUUAACUCAUCAAUUAUAGAAUAAUAGAAAGCAUGUUGCCAAACCAGCCUAAGCUGGAUUUGAACAUGUGACCUACUGGUUCAUUGAGUGUAACAGUGUGAACUGAGAUAAUCUGGACUGGGCUGGGGUAAUUUUCCUUUAGUCUAGUGUAAGCUACUUGGACUAAAAAAACCCAGAAAUUGCUGGUUCAAAAGACAAAUCCCCAGCUGGUAAGCUUAGUUACAAAUGCUAGUAUCUCUUUUUACGUGCUGGCUCUUCAACUUGAGUUCACAUGAUUAUAAGUUUGAGUGAUAUGUAAUGUUGUUUUUUUUUAUUGCCACCUUAGAAAUGACCUAGAACAUGUAGAAUGACACCCUGCGAAUGGUAUAACAAACUCAUCGCAUAAUACAUGUACAUAUACCGUCUCAAUCACUUUUGUAUUCAGAUAUGUGAAAAUCAAUUUAAUAUUGGUCACAAAAAGUUAAUUUAUUUUCUUUUUUAAUUUGUUUUUUGAAGCUCUAUUACAUGUGCUUUUAAUUAUUUAAUUUUUUUUUUAUGUGUUUUAUAGUUUUAAAAAUUACAUAGAACUGCAUUGCCAUGGGCAGAAAUUACACUCUUGUAGUUAUAACUAAAGUAUAGUUAGUUGUCAUACAGCACUUUCCAACUUUGUUUUAUUCUGUGUGAUAUUUUGUAUGGAAAUGUGUAUGGAACUGUAGAUGUAUGUUCAAGACCUAAACACAUUGGCCAUGUCAGUUGGGAUACAUAUUGAUGGGUGUACUUUUUAUAGUCAUACAACAUCAGAAAUUGUAUCUAAUUUAAGUGUAACAAUCUCUUGUACUGGAGGUAGAAAAGCAUCGCUAUACAUGUACAUGUACAUUUUAUACGUGUUCAUGUGUAAUGUGUCACACGUUGACAUACAAUUUUGAGUGUUAAAUAAAAAUAUAUACUAGGUUCCUGUUGUUUUUUCCAUUGUUCAUGCCAUUUUCCACUUGUUU